Molecule: messenger RNA, 933 nt
Organism: Ictalurus furcatus (blue catfish)
Lineage: Eukaryota; Metazoa; Chordata; Actinopteri; Siluriformes; Ictaluridae
Exons: 5
Coding region: 98-826 (242 amino acids)
Biological process (GO): immune response; cell surface receptor signaling pathway; T cell costimulation
Cellular component (GO): external side of plasma membrane
Source: RefSeq, a predicted model, not a curated record
CUUUAAAAAUCUCUUCUGGUCUGCAGCAGAAAAUGUUGUGAUUUACAAGCAGGGAAUAUUAAUAAUUGCAGUACUUCUAUUAUUAACUGUAAAUGUUAUGUUUACAGACUGUGAGCUGGUGAAGAAGACAGGGGUAGAGGGUGUGACUGUGUUCACAGGAGAGUCUGUAGUUCUGCCCUGCGUCUGCACUGACCUACAGGACAAACCAAAGUCUGUAAAAUGGCAGUUUAAUAGAAUCAAUCACUUUCAGGAAAUUUACCCUGAACAGACUGGACCUCACAGAAACAGAGUCAAACUGGUCAGUAACAACGCUCCAGGAAACCUCUCUCUACUCAUAUCAGACCUGACUGAAGAGGACCAGGGACUCUACAGAUGUUCUGUACAGGCUGAUAGCAGAGAUGUCAGAUUAUCUGUUAAAGUAGGAAGAAGAGAAACUUCAACACACUCGAGGAAAACAGACACAACACCUUCAUCAGAACCACCUCAGAGUAAAACAACAAACUCUGCACCUGCAUCAUCCUCAACAACACUGGAACAAGAUAGACAGCAAACACACAGCAGCCUCCCUCUAGUUUUUGGCAUUCUGGGAGUUUUACUGCUGGUGAUAUCCGGUGUAGUGGCAUUUAUUUGUUGGAGACGCAAAGGAGGAAGAUGUGGAGAGAACGUGAUCACUGAAGGACGUCCGGACUGUAAGAGAAAGCAGAAGGAUCAGACUGAACCUGAUGUUACUUACUCUACUGUAACCCACGUGAACACAGCCGGAGCAGCACGGGUCCAGAUCAACGCUGGAGACAAAACUGAAUAUGCCAGCAUUCUAACAAACUAAUCCACAGUAAAUAUCUAGAAUAAUACUGAAUACAUACAGUAUAUUAAAUACACACCAUGGUAAGCAUGAUAAGCAUGUUACUGUGACUUUUUUUAUUUGACCAUUAA